GAUUUAAUAACUUUAAUGUUACUAUUAUUUAUAUAUUUGGUUAUUUAAACGUUAAAUACUUUUACAAGCUUAUGCUUAGAUUUAGUUUGAACGACAAUGUGGAAUGUACUGGGGAUUUUACUGCUGAUCUGCGGCGUACCAAAGCUCAAUUGUUCCCGUUUCACAAAUGUUGAAUGCAAAGUGUUGGAUGCAUCUUAUGUUAAUUUCAAUCUUUGUGAUCUCAAUGUGUUGGGUCGUGGAAUUGUUGCAUUAAACAUACAUGCAGUGAUAUUGAAAGAACCCUUAAAAGUUGCAAAGGUGAAUCUUAGUCUUUGGCGAAAAUUCAAUGGAUAUCGUCCAUUUAUGUUCAAUACCACAUACGAUUUUUGUAGGUUUAUGGAUAGUGGAAGGCACACAUUGUCCUUUGAAAAAAUAAUUAUGGAUGCUUUUGUCGAACAAUCGAAUAUUAAUCAUUCAUGUCCGUAUGAGAGUUUUAUUGUACGAAAUUUGGUGUUCGAGAAUAAACUUUUCAAAUACAUGCCUUUGCCGACAGGGGAAUAUAAGAUUCGAAUAAUGGCGAAAGCCAACAACGAUUGGAAAGCAAUUGUUCAAGUUUAUAUAACAAUUAAAGAAGAUAUUUAAGAAUAUUUAAAGAAAUGUAUACGGAACUGGCUGUAGAUAAUAAACAAUCAGCACAAAAUAUAUGUUGGCAGAUUAAAGGAAUAUAUCAAAGAAAAUAA
Messenger RNA from Drosophila sulfurigaster albostrigata, 719 nucleotides. RefSeq lists its product as uncharacterized. The record is from RefSeq and is a predicted model, not a curated record. The transcript has 3 exons. NCBI's taxonomy places the organism in Eukaryota, Metazoa, Arthropoda, Insecta, Diptera, Drosophilidae. Bases 97 to 621 code for a protein of 174 amino acids.